Messenger RNA from Photinus pyralis (common eastern firefly), 1042 nucleotides. RefSeq names its product protein giant-lens. NCBI's taxonomy places the organism in Eukaryota, Metazoa, Arthropoda, Insecta, Coleoptera, Lampyridae. Bases 209 to 988 code for a protein of 259 amino acids. The transcript is spliced from 4 exons. The record is from RefSeq and is a predicted model, not a curated record.
GUAGUACGUUUCGAGGAAUGGGCAAAGUAGUUUGAAAAUACUUAAGAAAUUACGUAACCCAUUCAAAACAAACUUAUUUAUUAAAAAUUUGUUCGCUUCACCAAAUUACCGCUUAAUAGAAAAAUGUGCAUAUUUGAAUACACGUGACUUAUAAAGAAUUACCCUUUUUUUCAUAAAAAAAUACUUAAAGGACACAUUAUUGUGAAAAAUGUAUGCUGAAAUAUUAGCCGUAUUAAUUUUAGUGAAUACGACUUACAGUUCAAAAUUACCCUUAGAAGUGUUCCAACAAUAUUCGGCUGAACAUCAUUUGCACCACCACCACCACCACAGUUCGGAAGAUUAUAAGAAAAAAAUGGCAGAAUUAAACAAUUUUAGAACGCUAUAUCAGUUAGGGAAUUCAGAGUCGCACCUACCAGUAUGCAGUGCUUGGGCGAUAUGUAGUCGAAUAGAUUUAUAUGAAACUCCAUGGUUGGAACGUACGUGUAGAUGUCCAAAUGACAAUCAAUGUCCUUCAAGCAUUAUAUCAAAUGAUGGGUAUACACUGUUGGAUCGACACAGGCAGUACAAACUAUGCGAACCCAUUAAGAAAUUACCAAAGUGCAGAUAUUUUCGGGACAUUACGUGGACUUAUAUCUCCAAACCUGACAACUUUACAGAGCAAAUAGUUCACUGCCAUUGUCCGAAGAAUUCAGUCACCUAUUUGAUAAAGCCGCUGGCGCAUCACCUCCCUAAUGGAAGAAUAGAGUACCGAUAUUCCUUCGCGUGUUCUCCUCAAAGUAAACUUCGGUGCCAGAGGAAAGAGCCAUGUCGACUUUUUACAGUGCAUAAACGACCAGAAUUAUUAGAUGAAGUUAACACAAACACCUUAUGCCAAUGCCCUCAUGCACAUAAAUGUCCUCAUCACCACACAGAUUAUGGCGUUAUUGCCGGCAAAUCGUAUACGGAAGAAGCCGUCAGUACAUACAGUGGUUUUUGUUUACCCAUCUAAACCACCCUUCCACUAAUAUUGUUUAAUUUGAUAGACCAUAAUAUUACACUUCAA